Molecule: messenger RNA, 504 nt
Organism: Fusarium falciforme
Lineage: Eukaryota; Fungi; Ascomycota; Sordariomycetes; Hypocreales; Nectriaceae
Product: NB-ARC domain-containing protein
Exons: 1
Coding region: 1-504 (167 amino acids)
Molecular function (GO): protein binding
Source: RefSeq, a predicted model, not a curated record
AUGGCACAAAAUGAUGAGAUACUGGGAGCCAGCAAGUCUGUGCAACUGAAGGCUGAGUGGUUGCUCGCGGGGACAUACCUCGACUAUGGCCAGCCAGGGAAGGCAGUGGAGCUCUUCCGUCACUUGAUGGCAACCUUGAAAGAAACUUUCGCCUUGAGCGAUUCAAAGGUGCUUGACUGCAAGUGGGAGCUCGCGUGGGCAUACAGAGCCAAUGGACAAACGAAUAAAGCAGUACAGGAGCUUGAGGAGUUGGCAGAGGUUGUAGAGGAGCUUCAUUUGGAAGAUACAGUCUCACGGUUGCUGACAAGACGAGCCCUUGGGCAGGCGUAUCUGGAUAAUGGUCAAUCAAUGGAAGCGGUUGACACCUUUGAGAGAGUGGCGGCAACAAGUGCGAGGGCGAACGACCCGCGAUUGCCCUUGGCGGAUGUAUACGAGGAACUUUCGAUCGCAUACGAAGCUAGUGGGCGUUUGGAUGAGGCUGUCUGUAUCGAUCUGCUUCGAUAA